CAAUGCUGCAGGUAACAGAUAUGAAUGUCACGACUCACUGAACGAAGAACAUUCACACACGUGCGUGUAUAUUGCUGCGUAUUAUAUUAUUUGGUCUAAAGUAUUCAUUGAAGAACAUAAAAAUGUUUCACAAAAAGAAUCCACAGUAUUAUUGAAUAAGCUUGCAGUAGAACAAAAUAUAGAAUGUACCAAUUCUACUACAAACAAAAAGGAACAACUCCCGUUAAGACCUUUUAAAAACAAAGAUGCAGAUUAUAAUACCAAUAAAGGAUUAUCAAAAGUUUUUAGAAAGCUAAAUAAGUUACUCCAGGAGGUCUAUAUAAUGAAAGAAGACAUCGCAGAAAUAAAAGAAAACGUUGUACCUAAUAGAUUCAAGAAUGAUAACCGCAGCGAAGGUUUACACAUUGUUAACAGAAAAGUCAUUGAUGGAAAAAAAAUCUUUAUUGAAACGUUGGAUGAUCUGGAUAUACUGGAGAGUGCUUUAGAAGAUACUGAAUAUUUCCAAAAAGUUGGUACAGCUCUUUGUCAAAUUGGUGGAGACAACGUAAAAAGUAUUACACGAAAUGUCCUGUUUGAAAUCCGGUCAAACAAAAUUGCGGCAGGCUUCAGUUGGGCGAGAGUCAGAGGGAAAAAGGGUUUCAAAGAUUUAAAUAUAACCAAACUAGAGUUCGAGUUGUGGUGCAGAGCCAGCAAAUCAAUACGUCGGAAACGGAAAUUGACAAUUUUAUUGGGAAGUGGCUGGUCCAAGCCCCGUUAAGAUGCAAGAGAGAAAUAGCGAAGAUCAACAAACCAGUGAAUUCAAAAGACAACAGUGACGAUAAAAAUUCUGAUCUUUAGCAUUCUGAUGAAAUCUUAUUCAUCAAUGAUUUGAUACCGUAUUCAGAGUUAAAUAGAAAUAGUUAUAGUUAAAAAAAAAGAGAGUUUAUUUUUUGUUAUAAUCUAAUAAGAUUAUAUAUACUUACGUUUUGUCGACAUUUACGUUUUUUGAUGUUUAUUUUCUAUAUUUGUC
Messenger RNA from Nylanderia fulva, 1009 nucleotides. Lineage: Eukaryota; Metazoa; Arthropoda; Insecta; Hymenoptera; Formicidae. The record is from RefSeq and is a predicted model, not a curated record.